Nakaseomyces glabratus is the source of this 1827-nucleotide messenger RNA. It is a transcript of the gene LEU4, whose product is annotated as 2-isopropylmalate synthase LEU4. The record is from RefSeq and is a predicted model, not a curated record. NCBI's taxonomy places the organism in Eukaryota, Fungi, Ascomycota, Saccharomycetes, Saccharomycetales, Saccharomycetaceae. Gene Ontology annotation, cellular component: mitochondrion. Gene Ontology annotation, biological process: L-leucine biosynthetic process. Gene Ontology annotation, molecular function: 2-isopropylmalate synthase activity.
AUGAGAGCUACCGUUAUCAGACUCUCGAGGGCUGCGAAGUCAAUUCCGCCCGUGAAAUUGGCGUAUAAGAACAUGUUGAAAGACCCUUCCAUCAAAUACAAACCAUUCUCCAUUGCUCCAAAGCUUACUGACAGGAAAUGGCCAGACAAUACCAUUACCAAGGCACCAAGGUGGUUGUCUACAGACUUGAGAGACGGUAACCAGUCUCUCCCGGACCCGAUGUCCAUUGAGCAGAAGAAAGAGUACUUCCACAAGCUGGUGGAGAUUGGCUUCAAAGAGAUAGAAGUCAGUUUUCCAUCUGCCUCGCAGACCGACUUCGAUUUCACAAGGUACGCUGUGGAGAAUGCUCCAGAUGAUGUUACCAUACAGUGUCUUGUGCAAUCCAGAGAACACUUGAUCAGAAGAACUGUGGAGUCGUUGACUGGUGCCAAGCGUGCCACUAUACAUACUUACUUGGCCACCAGCGACAUGUUCAGAGAGAUAGUCUUCAACAUGUCUAAGGAAGACGCUAUCGCCAAAGCCGUCGAAGCCACUAAACUGGUCAGAAGCUUGACCAAGGACGACCCUUCUCAGCAGGCUACCCGUUGGUCCUAUGAGUUCUCUCCAGAAUGUUUCAGUGAUACCCCAGUCGAAUUUGCCGUUGAAAUCUGUGAAGCAGUAAAAGCUGCCUGGGAACCAACCGAGGACAACCCUAUCAUAUUUAACCUACCUGCCACAGUCGAGGUCGCCUCUCCAAACAUCUACGCUGACCAAAUCGAAUAUUUCUGCACACACAUCACCGAAAGAGAGAAGGUGUGUGUCUCUACGCAUACCCACAACGACCGUGGCUGCGGUGUUGCCGCUACCGAACUUGGUAUAAUGGCAGGCGCUGAUCGUGUUGAAGGUUGUGUCUUCGGAAAUGGUGAACGUACUGGUAACGUUGACUUGGUAACCGUGGCAUUGAACAUGUACACGCAAGGUGUCUCUCCUAACUUGGACUUCUCCGACAUAAGGUCUGUAAUCGAGGUUGUUGAACGUUGUAACAAAUUGCCUGUCCCAGCCAGAGCACCAUACGGUGGUGACUUGGUCGUAUGUGCAUUCUCUGGUUCUCACCAGGACGCCAUCAAGAAGGGUUUCUCGGUUCAACAAAAGAAGCGUGACCAAGGCGACAUUCAAUGGAGAAUCCCAUAUUUGCCAUUGGAUCCAAAGGAUAUCGGCCGUGACUACGAAGCUGUCAUCAGAGUCAACUCUCAAUCUGGUAAGGGUGGUGCUGCUUGGGUUGUCCUAAGAGCCUUGGGCCUAGACAUGCCAAGAACCAUGCAAAUUGAGUUCUCCACCAGUGUACAAGAACACGCUGACUCUCUAGGUAGAGAACUAAAGGCCGAAGAGAUUGUCAACUUGUUUAAGGAAUCUUACAACUACAACAACGAAAUCUUCCAACAUAUCUCUUUGGUUGAUUACAACGUUGAGAAAUUCGGUGCUGAGCGCAGAAUUCUAAAUGGUCAAGUUGAAAUCAAUGGUGAAGUUGUCGACAUCAAGGGUACCGGUAACGGUCCAAUCUCUUCUUUGGUCGAUGCUUUGUCCAACUUAUUGAACAUCAAACUUGGUGUCAGCAACUAUAGUGAACACUCUUUGGGUUCAGGUUCAUCCACUCAAGCCGCUUCUUUCAUCAACUUAACUUACAGACGUGAUGAAGAUAAUGAAAAGGCUUACCAAUGGGGUGUAGGUGUGUCUGAGGAUGUUGGUGAUGCUUCUGUCAAGGCAAUCUUUGCCACUUUGAAUUCUGUAAUUCAAAAAGGUGACAUUAGUAUCCCAAAGUCUAAGAAGGCUGCCUCUGGUUCUGCUUAA